Molecule: messenger RNA, 1685 nt
Organism: Ficedula albicollis (Collared flycatcher)
Lineage: Eukaryota; Metazoa; Chordata; Aves; Passeriformes; Muscicapidae
Gene: TENT5D
Product: family with sequence similarity 46 member D
Exons: 4
Coding region: 442-1617 (391 amino acids)
Biological process (GO): mRNA stabilization
Molecular function (GO): RNA binding; poly(A) RNA polymerase activity
Source: RefSeq, a predicted model, not a curated record
GUUUUAAAAUUGGGUGUUUAGAGACAGAAGUGAGUCUGUGACAUCAUGCCUUGUACAGGAAGGAGCAUUUGGAAUGUUUACAGUGGGACCAUCUGCGAGCAGAGCCACGUUGGAGAAGAUCCUGGUUCCAGAGCUGAGGAUCAGAAAGAAGCCAAGCACUUUCCUGCUCCAGGAAGGGCAGGGCUGCAGCUUUCCCGGGGAGCUUCGUGUUUCUGUCAGCGACAAGAUGACAAUUCAUAUUUCUACCAAAUGAUCCAGUGACUCAUCCUAUUAACUCUGCUGGAAUACAUGCUUCCAGUCGUCCUGCCACAGCUCCCCAGAUGCUUUACUGCCUCUCCUUGUCUCAUCUGGGUUUAAAUUACGACUGGAAGUCCUUCCACGUUUGACAUUCCUGCCUCUGGAGCUUAUGCCAGCUGCAGUCCUGAACCAACUGAUAUCACAAUGACCGAGGACUUGGAUCACAGAUUCAGUUAUCUCACGUGGGAUCAGAUUAAAAUCCUGGAUCAGGUUUUAACGGAGGCAACACCUAUUCAUGGGAGAGGAAAUUUUCCAACCCUGGAGGUAAAGCCGAAGGAUAUAAUCCAUAUGGUGAAGGAGCAGCUGAUUGAGAAGCAGAUCCAUGUCAGGGACAUCCGCCUGAACGGUUCCACUGCCAGUCACAUCCUGGUGAAGCACAAUGGCACCAGUUACAAGGACCUGGACAUCAUUUUUGGAGUGGAGCUACCCAGUGAGUUCGAGUUCCAGGUCGUUAAGGAAGCGGUUCUCAACUGCCUGUUGGACUUCUUGCCAAAAUGCGUUAACAAGCAGAAAAUCACGGCUCAGACCAUGAAAGACGCCUACGUGCAGAAGAUGGUCAAAGUCUCCACCGACCACGACCGCUGGAGCCUCAUCUCGCUGUCCAACAACAGCGGCAAGAACGUGGAGCUGAAGUUCGUCAGCUCGCUGCGGCGGCAGUUCGAGUUCAGCGUGGACUCCUUCCAGAUCAUCCUGGACUCCGUCCUGGCCGUGUACACGGCCCCGGAGCGGCCCCUGACGCAGGAGUGCCACCCCGCCGUCAUCGCCGAGAGCAUGUUCGGGGACUUCGGCCAGGCCAUGGAGCACCUGCGCUACAAGCUGAUCUCCACGCGGAACCCCGAGGAGAUCCGGGGGGGCGGCCUCCUCAAGUACAGCAACCUCCUGGUCCGCGACUUUAAGCCGGCGGACGAGGCUGAGAUUAAAUCUCUGGAACGUUACAUGUGCUCCAGGUUCUUCAUUGAUUUUCCCGACGUUGCCGAGCAGCAGAGGAAAAUCGAGUCCUACCUGCGCAACCACUUCAUCGGGGAGGAGAAGAGCAAGUACGACUACUUGAUGACCCUGCGCGGGGUGGUGAACAAGAGCACGGUGUGCCUCAUGGGGCACGAGCGAAGGCAAACCCUCAACAUGAUCACCAUCCUGGCUCUGAAAGUGCUCGGGGAACAGAACAUCAUCCCCAACGCGGCCAACGUCACGUGCUACUAUCAGCCUGCUCCCUAUAUCAGUGACAGAAACUUCAGCAACUACUACAUUGCUCACGGACAACCCCCUGUGUUCUACCAGCCUUACCCUUUCCACAUACAGCUACAGAGCGGGAUGGUGUAGGAACACUCCGACCUCCAAGCACUCACCACUCCUCUCUUUCCGGUUCUCUCCUUAAUAAAGGCCUCAUU